Cyprinus carpio (common carp) is the source of this 1575-nucleotide messenger RNA. RefSeq names its product ras-related protein Rab-6B-like. The record is from RefSeq and is a predicted model, not a curated record. NCBI's taxonomy places the organism in Eukaryota, Metazoa, Chordata, Actinopteri, Cypriniformes, Cyprinidae. Gene Ontology annotation, molecular function: GTP binding; GTPase activity.
GCGCACAGAGCAGUAGAACUGACAUCGCGGAGCAGUACUGCAAUAUCCAUCGAUUCGGGACCGAAGAUUAUCCAUCUGCAUUCUCGCAAGACUGGUGCCACCUGUACAUAUUAAUCCAUAACAACUGUGUCAUUAAAGCAAUCAUGUCCAUUGGAAGUGACUUUGGGAACCCUUUACGGAAAUUCAAACUUGUUUUUUUAGGGGAGCAAAGCGUUGGGAAAACAUCGCUGAUAACAAGGUUCAUGUAUGACAGUUUUGACAACACUUAUCAGGCAACAAUUGGAAUUGACUUUUUAUCAAAAACCAUGUAUCUGGAGGACCGAACUGUGAGGUUACAGCUAUGGGACACCGCAGGGCAGGAGCGUUUUAGGAGUCUUAUCCCAAGCUACAUUAGAGACUCCACAGUGGCUGUGGUGGUGUAUGAUAUUACAAAUGUCAAUUCGUUCCAGCUUACCUCCAAAUGGAUUGAUGAUGUCAGAACAGAGAGAGGAAGUGAUGUCAUUAUCAUGCUGGUGGGCAAUAAAACAGAUCUAGAGGAAAAGAGGCAAAUCACUAUAGAGGAGGGCGAGCAGCGGGCCAAAGAGCUGAAUGUGAUGUUUAUAGAGACUAGUGCAAAGACUGGCAGUAACGUUAAACAGUUGUUUCGGAGAGUGGCUGCAGCUUUGCCCGGAAUGGAAAGCUUAGAUGAUAACAACAAAGAAGGAAUGAUCGACAUUAAGCUGGACAAACAGCCAGAACCUCCGGCCACUGAAAGUGGGUGCUCCUGUUAGUAGAAAUCGGUUCGGACCUUCAUUAUCACCACAUGCUUGUUCUGUUGCUUCUAUGGGUCCACGUCCAGUUGAACUUUAUGAUCGGAUAUAGGCUUUUUACAUCUGAAUGGGUCUAAAAUUAUAUUCCUUAAUCUACACUGUCUGUUUAAUUGCCAAAAUAAUAUCAUAGGUAAUUCAAAGUGACUAGCUAACAGAUUCAUGUAAGACAGGAAGUGGCAUGUGUACCAUCUUCGGACAAAAACAUUCAGAGUGGAUUAUCGGUUGUUAUGUUUUGUAUUUUUGUACAUUACAAAAAAGCACUAAAUGAUGCCUUCACAAAGAAUGAGUUUAAGACGGGCGACAGAGUAACUGUCUUUCGUCCAUAGCAUGCAUGUAAGACAACUUUUAGAAUCUGUCAUGUCCUUUGGUCCAUACACAUCGAUAGUAACGAAACGAAGAACUCAGAAUUAAUGAAAAAAAGAAAAAAGAGAGAGAUCCUGUUCAAAGUCUUAGUGUGGGUCUGUGUAUACAGUACUUCCUACAUGCUAAUCCAGUACCAGCCUCCACUAGAGGUGUGUGUACUAACUCGGCUAACCUUUAAAGUGCCGUGGCACUGUUGUGAAGAACCACUGGAUUUUUUCUGCUAGCUUCAUGUAUACACUUUAGAUCCACCAGGUGGUACUGUAUUGUAUAUAGUAUUUAUAUUAUUGUGAACAUCCAUUAUUUAGACGUGGUUUAUGUUCACUUGUAUAAAUAUUUUAUUUUUUUUCUUUUAAUAUGACAAGGGCUUCACUUUUAUUUUCUCAGUCUCACCUGCAACAAAACA